Molecule: messenger RNA, 778 nt
Organism: Paramecium octaurelia
Lineage: Eukaryota; Ciliophora; Oligohymenophorea; Peniculida; Parameciidae
Source: the annotation of a GenBank genome assembly
AUGAAAACACUAAUUUCUUUUUUGUUUAUUAUAGAAAUAGUCUCAGGUUCAGAACAGUGUUAAUGUUCCAAUUUUAUUCAACCCCAAUAUUGUUAAUCAUUUUAAGGGUGCAAUUGGAAUGGAAAAAAUUGUUAUCAACCUAAUUGUACAGAUAUUGCUAUUUAAUCGAAAUGUAUUGUUCCUUAAUGCGCUUGGUAUUUGGAUAAAUGUCAUGAUGGUUAAUAGUGCAAUUAUUAUACAGAUAAACAAAUUUGCAAUCAAAUUUUUGGAUGUGUCGCAAAUGAUGGAUAUUGUCUUCCCUAUGAGGACUGCAAUUAUCCAUCAUAAGACAAAUGUAAUGGCAUAACUCCCACAGGAAUAUAAUGUUUUUGGAAUUCAUAAACUCAGAGUUGUCUUAAAUUUUAAACUUGCAAUAGAUUAUCUUUGGAAAAUAAUGAUUGCAAUUCUAUACCCUAUUGCAUUUAAAAGAAGAAAUAAUGUGAGAGUUUGAGUAACUUGAAAUGUUCUGAUAUGGAAAGUGUAUAUUCUAUCAUCAAUAAUAGUAAUAUGAAUGCAACAGAAUGGCAUCUUAUGAAUGUUCAUGGUAAAAUGGAAAUUGUCAAUAAAUUGCUUGUUCUACUUAUACGACUCCGUCAUCUUGCAGCUUAAAUUCUUGCUUUUGGAAUGGAUAGACUUGCUUGUAUUGUCCAGUAAGCAUUUAUAAUAAAUAUAGAUUGAUAACUCUUAUGGAAAUAUCCUAAUUGCUUUAAAUCUCCUUAUUUCGAUAGUAUUAAUUUGA